Molecule: messenger RNA, 744 nt
Organism: Dibothriocephalus latus
Lineage: Eukaryota; Metazoa; Platyhelminthes; Cestoda; Diphyllobothriidea; Diphyllobothriidae
Source: the annotation of a GenBank genome assembly
AUGGGAAUAAUCACUGUACUUUUAGACGACAUUGAGGCUACCCUGCAGCUCCUGGCUCCAAAGAGUAAGUCUGUUCGGCUGUCUGCUACGCUUGCUGCCUGCCCGCCCGCCUGCCUGCCUGUCUGCUUGCUUUCCUGGAAGAAAGAUAAAGAGGUGAUGGUGAUGGGGCCGGGUAGUCGCAUCUCCCUCAGUUGCACCGCUGUUGGGGCCCCCGUACCCACGGUGACCUGGUACCGGGGCCACGAGCAGCUCUUCGCCUACAUGCUGGACAGACAACCACCCGGAACUGCCCGUCUGGCUCUGUUUAAUGUGACCGAAUCGGUCAAUGUCACCUGUAUCGCCUCCUCACCCAUGGGUCAAAUUAAACACGAUGUGGCCAUCGUUGUCAAGGAACUUCCACUGACUCCGGGUUUGCCGAGGUUCCUCAGCCAGAAACGAAUGGGCGAGGUGAUGAUCGCCUUUUCUCGACCCACCUCCAAUCGACUUCAGGCUCCCGUCUCUAAAUUCCUGGUGCAGUGGAUCGAAACCAAAAACUUUUUGGUUGAAUACCUGAUCACAAUGUCACCAGAGAUUGCGGCUGCGAUCCAGCCCACCAACGUGCUCUUUCCCAGCGGCCAGGAAGUUCCAGUCGAACGAGGCGAUUCGAAUCAGGUAUGUUCAACCUAUGGACUUCGUGCUCGCACAUAUAAACAUCUUCCCUUUGGACUGAAUUUGGAUCCUAUGUUCUUCCUGUUGGUCUCCUGA